Messenger RNA from Aureobasidium melanogenum CBS 110374, 1053 nucleotides. RefSeq names its product NAD(P)-binding protein. The record is from RefSeq and is a predicted model, not a curated record. Gene Ontology annotation, biological process: sphingolipid biosynthetic process. Bases 1 to 1053 code for a protein of 350 amino acids. Gene Ontology annotation, cellular component: endoplasmic reticulum membrane. The transcript has 3 exons. Gene Ontology annotation, molecular function: 3-dehydrosphinganine reductase activity. NCBI's taxonomy places the organism in Eukaryota, Fungi, Ascomycota, Dothideomycetes, Dothideales, Saccotheciaceae.
AUGACCAUGACAGAGCUGUUGGCUCAUCCUGUAGUGAUUGGUCUUGUUGCUGUCAUCGUUGCCAGUGCUGCAAUGGGCCUCUUCUCGUCCAACAAGCAUUUCCCCGUUGAGGGCAGAACUGUCUUGAUCACUGGAGGUUCGAGUGGCAUGGGAAAAGCUCUCGCGACCAAGCUAGCUCAACAGGGUGCCAAUGUUUGCAUUGUCGCCAGAAAUCAAGCAAAACUCGACCAAGCGAUCGACCACAUCAAGUCGCACGCCAAAUCUCCGAACCAACGAUUCCUUGCCAUCAGCGCCGAUUGCACCUCGCCCCAAGACAACACCCGCAUCCUCGCCGAAACCACCUCAUGGAACAACUCACAAGCUCCCGACAUAGUCUGGGCCAAUGCUGGCUCGUCGUCCCCUGGCCUCUUCAUCGACACUCCCCUUGAGACCCAUCGCGCCCAGAUGGACACAAACUACUGGGCUUCCUUCUACCUCGCCCACGCAACCCUCAAACUCUGGCUCGCUCCACACCAAAACAAAGAAGAACACAAAACGAGACACUUCAUCAUCACAGCCAGCAGUGUUGCUUUUGUAGGUGUCGCAGGAUACACUCCCUACGCUCCUGCCAAAGCUGCCUUGAAGUCUUUGGCCGACUCGCUGCGCAUGGAGUUGAAUCUCUACAACGGCAGUAUGAAGUCUUCGAAGCCUUCUCCUGCUGCGGCCACACAGAUCCAUCUGGUCUGCCCUGGAACCAUUCUAUCUCCUGGUUAUGAAGCCGAAAACCUUACAAAGCAUCCCGUUACCAAGAUCCUGGAAUCUGGCGACCCCAAACAAUCAGAAGAUGAAGUUGCAGAUGCUGCUCUGAAGGGCUUGCAACGAGGCGACUAUGUCAUCACAACACAGUGGUUGGGUCACGCCAUGAGAGUCUCUGCUCUAGGUGGCUCCCCCAGAAAUGGCUGGGGUAUCGUGGACGUCCUCUUCGGUUGGGUGACUGGUAUUGCAUGGCUGUUUAUUGCGCCUGAUAUGGAAAGCAAGGUCUGGAAAUGGGGCAAAGAGCAUGGCUGUUCAUAA